Messenger RNA from Glycine soja, 585 nucleotides. RefSeq lists its product as uncharacterized. NCBI's taxonomy places the organism in Eukaryota, Viridiplantae, Streptophyta, Magnoliopsida, Fabales, Fabaceae. The record is from RefSeq and is a predicted model, not a curated record. The transcript has a single exon. The coding region runs from base 1 to 585 and encodes 194 amino acids.
AUGGGAAGUCAUAAGGACAGAGGUUGGGAGUGGAAUUUCACCUGGAGAAGGUCACUAUUCGACAGUGAAAUUGACCUGGUUGUCAAUUUCAUGAGAAAGGUUGAUGGUAAGGUCAUACAGCAACAAGGAUCCGACGAGGGGGAGUGGAGUGCAGACCCAAUAGGCCAAUACUCAACACGUAACACAUAUCAAAUGCUAGAGGAGGAGGCAGUUGUGGGUAGUCAAGAGGAAUACUUUGUGGAAUUGUGGAGAUUAAAGAUACCAAGCAGAAUAGCAGUUUUUGGGUGGAGGCUACUUAGAGACAGACUACCUACCAGACAAAAUCUACAGAGAAGGCAAGUGCAGCUCACAGACACGCUUUGUCCUUUCUGCAGAAAUGCUGAAGAGGAUGCAUCAUAUUUAUUCUUCCACUACAGCAAAAUCCAACCCUUGUGGUGGGAAACCAUGUCAUGGCUACAUUUACCUUUUCCUCUAAUUCCAAAACACCAUUUUCUUCAACACACAGGUGUUCAAGUGGAUGGUGUAAGGUUCAAGAGAUGGCACUGCUGGUGGUUAGCUUUAACAUGGUCUAUUUGGAAGCUCUGA